CUGUUGCACCAAAAGGUUAGCGUUGAUGUUUUGUAACAUGCUGUUGAAGGGUGACAGUAUAUGGACAUAAUCGCAUACUUUGAGUCAGGUGAAACGCACCUGUUUUGAAGAGGAUUUCACUUGCUCUCUAGGAUUAUGCUGUCACCGCUCCUCCGUGGGUGCACUGCAAAGCACUAUAUACAAGCACUUUCUAGCACUCGAUUGUGCAUUGAUUGUUGCACCAUCAGAAGACUAGCCACGUCCAGCAGCCAGCAGUUUCUCAGGAGGACCACACAGCGAUUCCUCAACCAGUCACGAGGAGCCAAAACUCAUAAGAGGAAACAUCAGAGCCAGGAAGAUGACUGGAAGAAAAAAAACAAGACCAUCCUUACAUAUAUCGCAGCUGCUGGAGUGGGAAUGAUUGGCAUGUCAUAUGCUGCUGUUCCACUCUACAGACUGUACUGUCAGGCUACAGGGUUGGGCGGCGCAGCAGUAGCAGGACACGACACUGAGCAAGUGGCAACUAUGAAGCCUGUCAGGGAUCGUAUCAUUAAAGUGACAUUCAACGCAGACACGCACGCCAGCAUACAAUGGAACUUUCGUCCACAGCAGUCAGAGAUUUAUGUUGUACCAGGAGAGACGGCUCUUGCUUUUUAUAAAGCACGGAAUCCCACCGACAAGCCAGUGAUAGGCAUUUCUACAUACAAUGUUGUACCUUUUGAGGCUGGACAAUAUUUUAAUAAGAUACAGUGUUUUUGUUUUGAGGAACAGAGGUUAAACCCACAUGAGGAGGUGGACAUGCCUGUGUUCUUCUACAUCGACCCAGAGUUUGAUGAAGACCCCCGGAUGGCGCGAGUUGAUACUAUUAUACUCUCUUAUACCUUUUUUGAAGCCAAAGAGGGACAACAUUUACCCCUCCCAGGGUAUAGUUAAUUAUAAAUUUUUUCACAGACUUUUGAUUACAAUUUAUUUUACGAAAGUGUAUUAUGUAACACAUUUGGAAAUGAUUAUUGCUUACAUUGUCACAUGUCACUUCAAUGUCUUUAAAUGAUUGUACCAAAAUGGAAGCAUAAUGAAGGCCAUUAUGAAGCCACUGA
Messenger RNA from Danio aesculapii, 1076 nucleotides. RefSeq names its product cytochrome c oxidase assembly protein COX11, mitochondrial (gene cox11). The record is from RefSeq and is a predicted model, not a curated record. Gene Ontology annotation, molecular function: copper ion binding. NCBI's taxonomy places the organism in Eukaryota, Metazoa, Chordata, Actinopteri, Cypriniformes, Danionidae. Bases 136 to 912 code for a protein of 258 amino acids. Gene Ontology annotation, cellular component: mitochondrial inner membrane. The transcript has 5 exons.